This is a messenger RNA of Penicillium nucicola, 948 nucleotides long. RefSeq lists its product as uncharacterized. Bases 1 to 948 code for a protein of 315 amino acids. The record is from RefSeq and is a predicted model, not a curated record. The transcript has a single exon. NCBI's taxonomy places the organism in Eukaryota, Fungi, Ascomycota, Eurotiomycetes, Eurotiales, Aspergillaceae.
AUGCUUGUCGCUAUCGCCGGUGGAACUAGUCCGACUUUGGGAUCUUCGAUUGUAUCAGCCUUGCUCGCCACCGAAGGCCGGUAUACCCCGGUUAUCUUGUCGCGCAAGAGCAAAGCGGAAGUUGAAGGACCCAUUACAGAAAGCUCUAGAGUUGAAAUCCGAUGCGUGGACUAUUACUCCCACACUUCUCUGGUACUUGCGUUGAGUGAUGUGGCUGCUGUCAUUUGUGUAUUGCUUGUCCCAGGACCCGACUGGGUAACAAUCCAGCUGAACCUCCUUCAUGCUGCGGAGGCUGCUGGUUGCCAGCGCUUUGCACCAUCUGAGUUUGCACUCACAUCAUGGGCUCACACCAUGGUUGAUCUAUUGAAAGCCAAGAAUACCGUCUGGAACGCUGUUCGUUCAUCGGUGGAUCAGGGCAAAAUUGAUUCUGCGCGUUUCCCAUGUGGAAUGUUUAUGAACUAUCUUGGGAUAGGUUGUCCUGAGUCAAAGCGUGCAGAUGCCUUGGCUGGAUUUCAAGAGGGACCCUUUUUAGUUCAUCUAGACAGCAGCCCGUCAUGGGUUGAGGUUCCUCUCCAAUCUGAUGGUACAACGCCUCAAAUAGCAAUGACCGAUAUCAAAGACGUCGGCAAAUUUAUUGUCGCUGCGCUGGAUAUCAAGGAGCCAUGGGGUGGCCGUGAGCUGGGAAUGGUGGGCGAUACCUUGAGUUUCGAGAAACUCACACAACUUUGCGAACAAAAUGUUGGGCAUCCCAUCGAGGUUCGAAGAGUGAGAGAAGGUGAGCUUAUAUCGAGGUUGUCAAAUAUACCCCCAGAGCAGGUCAUCCCUCGCAUGGAAUGCCAACUUGAAAUUGUUUGUUGUCGUGGUGGAUUUGUGGUGCCAUCUACGCUCUGCCUCUCACGCUCACAGCCCACAACUGUUGAGCAAUACAUGAAGUUCUACUGGGAAUAA